Molecule: messenger RNA, 3315 nt
Organism: Centropristis striata (black sea bass)
Lineage: Eukaryota; Metazoa; Chordata; Actinopteri; Perciformes; Serranidae
Gene: mpp2b
Product: MAGUK p55 scaffold protein 2b
Exons: 13
Coding region: 370-2013 (547 amino acids)
Cellular component (GO): plasma membrane; cell-cell junction
Molecular function (GO): protein binding
Source: RefSeq, a predicted model, not a curated record
GACGCUUUUGUCAUCACCAAACCUUCCCGCACUUCCUUUUGGGGGAAACAGGAUCAGUGGUAACAGAGCAGCCAAUUGGCUUUUAAUCAAUGGAGCUAUUUUUGAGAGCACGCGAGCGGUUCUAGGUGAGGUCUCGUUAAAGAUAGCAGUUUGUGUAGGUUGCUGCUGGCUUCGGUGUCGUGAAAGUGACUGCAGAGAUUAAACAGGACCUGCCGUGUGCUGCUGCUUCAAUAACUGCGAGUACAGCGGGGGAGAUUUCUCCAAAACCUCUUGCUGCAUCUUAAAACCGAGGAGACAUCCAGAUAAAGGUGACCGGGCAGUUGACCUAACAAGUUUUGCAGAAGAUACUGGGAGGAACCAAUUCUUAAAAUGCCCGUGGCAACAUCCAGCUCUGACUCCGCCAUGCAUCAGGCCCUCGACACACUGAGUGACAGCACAAGCUCCACAACUGCCAAUGACCUGGACCUCAUCUUCCUCAAAGGCAUCAUGGAGAGCCCGGUGGCCCAUGAGCAGUUUGAGGAACACAAGCUGGAGGCUGUGAGGGAGAACAAUGUGGAGCUGGUCCAGGACAUCCUCAAGGAGCUCAACCCGCUCGCCAACAGGAGCCAGGCGGCCGACGAGCUGGUCCGCAUCCUGAAGGAGCCUCACUUCCAGUCCCUCCUGGAGACCCAUGAUUCUGUGGCGUCCAAAAACUAUGAGACCCCUCCCCCCAGCCCCUGUUCCUUCAUGGACGCAGCCCUCAACAACCAGCCCGUUCCCCCAGACGCAGUCAGGAUGGUGGGCAUCCGCAAGGUGUCUGGAGAGCAUCUGGGAGUGACGUUUCGAGUGGAGAGCGGCGAGCUGGUGAUUGCCAGGAUCCUCCACGGCGGCAUGAUUGACCAGCAAGGUCUGCUCCAUGUGGGCGACAUCAUCAAGGAGGUGAACGGCAAGGAGGUGGGCAACGACCCCAAAGUGCUCCAGGAGAUGCUGAAGGAGGCGAGCGGCAGCGUGGUGCUGAAGAUCCUGCCCAGCUACCAGGAGCCACACACACCGAGACAGGCCUUUGUAAAGUGUCACUUCGACUACGACCCAUCCCACGAUAACCUGAUUCCCUGUAAAGAAGCGGGGCUUAGCUUCAACAGUGGAGACAUUCUGCAGAUUUUUAACCAGGAGGAUCUCAAUUGGUGGCAGGCCUGCCACAUAGAAGGAGGCAGUGCAGGUCUAAUUCCGAGCCAGCUGCUCGAGGAGAAAAGGAAAGCGUUUGUGAAGAGAGAUCUGGAGCUCGCAACCACAGGUCCUCUAUGUGCCGGAAUGGGUGGUAAGAAGAAAAAAAAGAUGAUGUAUUUGACCACCAAGAAUGCAGAAUUCGAUCGCCACGAGCUGCGGAUAUAUGAAGAAGUUGCCAAGGUCCCACCCUUCAGGAGGAAGACGCUGGUUCUGAUUGGUGCGCAGGGGGUCGGCCGUCGCAGCCUGAAAAACAAGCUGCUGGUGUCGGAUCCCCAGCGGUACGGCACCACCAUCCCCUUCACCUCCAGAAAACCGAAGGUGGACGAGCGGGAUGGCCAAAUGUACUCCUUCAUGUCCCGCAGCGAAAUGGAGUGCGACAUAAAAAACGGUCGUUUCUUGGAGCACGGCGAGUAUGACGGGAACCUGUAUGGCACUAAGAUCAACUCAAUCCACGAGGUCAUAGAAACAGGAAAGAUCUGCAUCCUGGACGUCAACCCGCAGGCUCUUAAAGUCCUGCGGACGUCAGAGUUCCUGCCCUAUGUCGUGUUCAUUGAAGCCCCGGACUUUGAGGUUCUCAAAGCCAUGAAUAGGUCAGCAAUUGAGUCAGGAGUGGUCACGAAACAGUUAAUGGACUCUGAAUUAAAGAGGACGGUGGACGAGAGCGAGCGCAUCAAGCGGGCCUAUGGACAUUACUUUGACCUCUGCAUCGUAAACGACGGCCUGGAAGCGGCGUUCCGAAGUCUACGGUCAGCACUGGAGAAACUGUCGACGGAGCAGCAGUGGGUGCCUGUCAGCUGGGUCUUCUGAAAGUUGCCAAGGGCUCACCGGCACGGUGUCCGGCCCACAGGUCGAAGGUCAGAGGACGGUUUGGUAACUCCAGAGGGGCUGUCUCCAUGGUGGUGGAGGGCUGUAGUGAAGGGCCAAGCGUCAUGAUUCAGUGCAAAUGACCAGCCUCAUGUAGAGCGUUUUUGUACAAACUUAGUGUUCCUCUGUUGAGCCUAAUGUCAAGUUGUACUUUAUUUGUCAGAAUUGGAAUCAUUUUCUUGCUAUCUGUUGAGAAGGAUUUAGAGUUGAUUAUGAGGUUUAGUGCAAUAGUGUGAGUGAGUGUGCGUAUGUUCUCAUAAUCGUGGAAAUAGACUUAGAGUAAAGAGUAUGUUUGCUCUAUUGAAGGUUUUCGUUGAAGGAUAUUAAACUUUUUAGCCUUUCCUACUUUAUGUAGUGUAAUGUUUACAUUGGAUUGGUAGGACAGAUUGGUGAAGGAAAGAUACCAAAUGUCAUAUUUGUGAUUUAAAAAAAGAACUCUAUAUUUUCCCAUUUGAUCAUACAGUAUGAAUGUAUGUGUUCAGAAAUGUGCUUUAUAUUGUGCGUCUUCACUAAUUUGACAAAACGAACAGCAAUAGAUAAUUUUAGACAAAAACAUAUAUGUGCAAUACAUCUAUUCACACUAAUGAACACAGACAACGAUAUAAACAUUUUGCGUUUAUCCUGCAGUCUUAAUUUCUUUUGUUUCCUUUUUAAUGUUGAUUCCAUUGUACAUUUCUUGUCCUAUGCUGGUAAGGCAUGAGAGGACCCAGCGAUUGAUCACUGUCCGACCACUGACUGCUUGAUUCUGUUGGAGUUGUAUUUGUAGCACUGAGAACAACAACAAAAAAUGAAGGAAAAAAAACAACUGAAGAAGUAGCCUACAAUAUGCACUGAUUGUAUAAUGAAGGCAAAUAUUUUACUCAACAUUACAGGUUGGACAAUUAAUGGAAGUUGUCACAUUUUUUGUUAUUAUUAAUGUACAAAAAGUAAAAAUAUUUAUCAGUGGUUUUAAAUUCAUACUUACUUUUUGCCUUAACAUGGUUCAAAAGCCAAGGAAACACUAUCACUGUACAUGUUCCUUCUUAGAAAAUGGAGAAAAAUAAUACUGGCAACUCAUUUAAUAUUUAUUUUAUUUUCCCUCAAACUUGUAAGUACUGUAUUGUAAUAAAGAGUAUAUAGUAUAACAUAGAGAAACACUUGGUGCUUUAUGAUUCUGCUGGUUUGUAGAUGCAGUUGCACAACUACACUGUAGUUUUGAUGUUCAUAUAAAAAUGUAUUAAAAUUGGAAAUGUUGAGAGUACUGCA